Plasmodium gallinaceum is the source of this 1647-nucleotide messenger RNA. RefSeq names its product merozoite surface protein 9, putative (gene MSP9). The transcript has a single exon. Bases 1 to 1647 code for a protein of 548 amino acids. NCBI's taxonomy places the organism in Eukaryota, Apicomplexa, Aconoidasida, Haemosporida, Plasmodiidae. The record is from RefSeq and is a predicted model, not a curated record.
AUGGCUAAACAUUUUUUAUUUUUUACUUUUGUUAUUUUUUUAAUUAAUAAUAGUUUAACAAAUGCAGGAUAUGAAAAUGCAGUUCUUAAAUCUUGUGAGGAAUGCCUUUUGAAAAAUUAUGAACAAUUAUUAAAACUUAUUAAAUGUGAAUACUGUAAUGAGAAUAGUAAUUUUCGUGGAUUUAAUAAUCUCCAAAAAGAAAAUUGUGUAAUCACUAAAGAAGAAUGUGAAGAACUUUUAAAAAAUAAAGACGCAUUAAGAAACUUAUUAGUUAACAUUAAACCAGAAGAAUUUACAGGAAACGUUAGAACAAAUGCAGAUAACUUAAAAGAAUUAAUUAAUGUAGUGGAAAUUCAAAAAAGAGAUAUUGAUAUGUUAAGAAAAAUAAUAGAUGGUAUACAAGAGAAUAAAACAGUCAUGUUAAUUAAUCGUGAUAAUAACGCAACAAUUGCAAAUUUGAGUAGCCAGUUGAUGAAUUUAAGAAAUAAUGUUGAUUAUCUUCAAAGGAACCAUGAAUUAAUUCAAAAUGAAUUAGCUACAGAAGGACAAAAAGAAAUUCAAGAAUUACAGGAAUUGUAUAAAUUAAAAAAAGAAUUAGAUGAUAUUAAUGAAGGAAUUGAAAAAUUUUCUAAUAUGCAAAAUUAUGAAUUAGGUAAUUUUAAUAUAGAAAGUUUAGUAAAAAAUGGUUUACAAGAUAUUAUAGGUAAGGGAGGAGAAGAAUUAUUGGAUACCGUAAAAAAAUCAGUAAUUACUAGUGAUGAUGUUGUAACAAAAGAAUUAGUUAACAUGUUAGAUGGAAAAGAAUUAUUAGAUAAAUUAAUAAAUAAAGAUAGUAAAGCUGCAGAAACUACUGCAUCAAACUUGGAUGAAGCAGUCGUUAACCAAUUAGAUCAAUUAAAAACAAGAUUAACUUCUUAUGAAUUUAUUAUGAAUAGUAUAAAAACUAUUUUCUUAAGUAAGUUAAAGGAACAUUUAUUAAAAGCAUUAUAUGAUGCAUAUACAUCUUACAAAAAAAAAGAAGCAAAAGAAAAUGGAGAACCAGAACCAACCUUUAGCGAACAAAUUAAUAUAGAAGAUAUGAAAAAGGGAAUUGUAGAAAUUGGUGUAAAACUAUUACUUACCAAACUUAGAAUUUUCUUGAAAUUUAUUAAAGGUAAAAUAUUCCCUAAACAAAAUACCAAGUUAGAUAUAAAUUUGAAAAAUUCAGGAAAUAAUAUGAAUGCAAACAAUAUACCUAAUAAUAAUACAGGAGAUAUAUAUGAAGAUGUAAAUGAAUUACAAGAAGCAUUACCACAAAGAGAAGUUAAUCUACUAAGACAUAUUGAUAAUAUUAUAGAAGAAAUUAAUUUUUAUACAAGCAAAUUUCAAGAUAACAAUGAGGUUGAUAUAAGAGAAACACAAGUAGAAACAGAAAUGGUUAAUGAAACAGGAGAACAAGUAAAUGGAGAAAAUGUAGAAACAAGAGAUCAAGUAAAUGAAGAAAACUUACAUCAAGUAAAUGAAGAAAACAUUGAACAAACAAAUGAAGGAAAUGUAGAACAAGUAAAUGAAGGAAAUGUAGAAAACAUUGAACAAACAAAUGAAGGAAAUGAAGAACAAGUAAAUGAAGAAACAGGAGAACAAGCAAAUGAAGUAACAGAUCAAUAA